AUGAAACCGAGCUCUCUCGUCGUGCUCCUCGACUCUCUCAUCCUGCCGCGUCUCCGCAGCCUGCGCCUAUCCUCCUUCUCGAUGCCAGGAGACAUCCACCUUCAUCUCGUCCUCCGCCGCCUCUCCACGCACUGUUUCGCCUCCCUGCACACGCUCACGCUCCGCGAGGGCUCCAUCGAAGAUGGCAGGCUCAGCAAGGGUCUCGAGGGCCUCGCCGCACUCGUCUCGCUCGCGCUGGAUCAGAUGUACAUCGGCACGCGCUCUCCUACGCGUUCGCGCCCGACGGCACGCUCCUGCGGCGCCGCGACGGACCUCGCCGCGUACCACACCGCGCUCGCGGACAUGGUCGUGUCGCGCUGCUGCGUGCCACCCGGCGCGCGCGUCGCGCGUCUCGAGGCGUUCUGUCUCCCGGGCGGGUAUGCGCCCCGCCUACGCGCGUCGGAGACGAAGCGGAAGCAGGGCGCGCCGAAACAGGAGGCGCGCAUUCACCGGUGCUGCAAGGACAGCGGGCUCGUCUACCGCACCAAGUGCCUGACGUCGUGCGAGUGGUGCAAUCCUCCCGAGGGCAUAGAGACUUGA
Messenger RNA from Heterobasidion irregulare TC 32-1, 579 nucleotides. RefSeq lists its product as uncharacterized. Bases 1 to 579 code for a protein of 192 amino acids. NCBI's taxonomy places the organism in Eukaryota, Fungi, Basidiomycota, Agaricomycetes, Russulales, Bondarzewiaceae. The record is from RefSeq and is a predicted model, not a curated record. The transcript is spliced from 3 exons.